Molecule: messenger RNA, 894 nt
Organism: Acanthocheilonema viteae
Lineage: Eukaryota; Metazoa; Nematoda; Chromadorea; Rhabditida; Onchocercidae
Source: the annotation of a GenBank genome assembly
AUGGUAGAUGUCAAAGGUAUUGCCGGAUUACCGGUAGAAGAAGGACGCAUACGGGAUGCAGUUGCAAGGCAAAUACAACAGUUCGGAAUGGAUAAAUUGACAAGCCGAAUAAUUCGGGAAAAAUUGAAGGAAACCUUCGAUGUCGACUUUACAGACCAUAAAGCAGCCAUCGAUAAAAUUACUAUGGAUAUAAUUGAAACAAAUACUACCGAGAAGACGAAAUCAGAGAUAAGUAAUAAAUCGGAUUCGGAAUCAGAUGAUGGAGUCGUUUUUACAGAUCGCGCACCGAGAAAAAAAGUUAAGGAAACGAGGAAACGAAAAUCCUCAGAAUCAGAUGCAGAGUUGUUAGAAGUUGGACAAAAAAGGAGACGAGCAGCAAUAACAACAAGACAAACUACCAAGAAAAGGAACAAGGGAAGUAUUGAAAGUGGAUCAAAGCCUCGCAAAAGAAAGGGUCCAUAUAAUGUUUACUGCGCACUGACAGAAGAUCUUGCUGCAGUCUGUGGUAAACGGUAUAUGCGACGGUGUGAUGUGAUCAAAGCAAUGUGGGCAUAUUUUCGGAGCAAUAAUUUACUUGAUCCAAAGGAUAAACGUUAUGUGUUGCCCGAUGAGCCUCUCAUGAAGAUUUUCAAGAGGCGUUUUCUUGCUUUUGGCUUAAUGAAGGAUCUCGCUCCUCAUAUCAUCGAACCAAAGUUUCUGGAUGAAGAAGAGCGAGCUGCUUUGGAAAAAUUCGAAGCAGAAGAAGAAGCGCGACUGGAAGCUGAAAGCAAUAAUAACAACAAUAAUGGUGGUGACGGAAAUGUAAAGCAGGAUGGUGACAGUACCAAAAAAAAGGAUAUCACUGAGGAAAAUGAUGAAGAGGAUGAUGACGACGAUGAAAAUAAAAGCAGUUGA